Megachile rotundata (alfalfa leafcutting bee) is the source of this 1310-nucleotide messenger RNA. Its product is annotated as sodium/potassium-transporting ATPase subunit beta-2-like. Gene Ontology annotation, molecular function: ATPase activator activity. Lineage: Eukaryota; Metazoa; Arthropoda; Insecta; Hymenoptera; Megachilidae. The record is from RefSeq and is a predicted model, not a curated record. Gene Ontology annotation, biological process: intracellular sodium ion homeostasis; intracellular potassium ion homeostasis; sodium ion export across plasma membrane. Gene Ontology annotation, cellular component: sodium:potassium-exchanging ATPase complex.
GCGGUAGUAAGCCGUUACAGCUCGAAAGUGCGAGUUCGUCGAGCGUACACGCGAGCUGCCCGCUUGAGCACUCUCUGCCCAGUUCCGUUUUCGCAACGAGAGAUCGCGAACACGCGUGCCAGAACAGCUCCGAGAAAACUCGAUCGAGAUACACGCGUAUCCGCGUCGCGUGCAAACGGCAAACCUCUCGCGAGUGCUACGACCAUUUAUUCGCGAUGGACGUACCUGGCAAGCAGAUGCAGAAUAACACUUACGAGUUCAAUCGGAUGCCGGAGUACAAGACGCGAUGGAGGGCCCUGCGAGAUUUCGUUCAUGAUCCGGUCGAGGGCACGUACUGCGGACAUACGGGCAAAAGAUGGGCCAUUACCGGAACGUUUUACGCGUGUUUCUUCACCGUACUGGCCCUGCUGUUCGCCAUUUGCAUGAAAGGACUAUUAGCCACGUUGAACGACGAGAAACCUAGGUGGAUUCUGGAGGAAAGUUUGAUAGGAACUAAUCCAGGUCUAGGAUUUCGACCGAUUUCCAACAACACCGACGAAAGGUCAUUAAUUUGGUACAGUUCGUCGGAUCCCAGUUCGGUGCAAAAGUGGACUGGCUUGUUAAAUGACUUUUUAAAAGAGUACCGUAACUCGUCGCUUUUACCGAAUGGUGGUAGAAAUCAACAAAUUUGUAAUUAUGAUACAACUGUGAAGCCUGGACACGUAUGUGCGGUCGAAGUCGACAAAUGGGGACCAUGUUCACCGUCUCAACAAUACGGCUUCAACAAUUCGGCGCCUUGUAUUUUCAUCAAGUUAAAUAGGAUAUACGGCUGGGUACCGGAGUAUUAUAACGACACCGAGAAUUUACCACCAGAAAUGCCGGCAGCGCUGGUUGAGCACAUUAAGUUGGUCAACAGUACUUGGCUGAAUACCGUGUGGGUAUCCUGUAAAGGCGAAGAUCCACACGACAACGAAAGUAUUGGAGAACUGGAUUACUAUCCUAAGAGUCAUGGAUUUCCAGGAUAUUAUUAUCCCUAUCAAAAUAUUCCUGGUUACUUAAGCCCCGUUGUCGCUGUACACUUUCUUCGACCAGCAAGGAAUAGAAUAAUCAACGUUCAGUGUCGAGCCUGGGCAAAGAACAUAAUAUAUUCAUCGGCUAAAGGAAAAAGAGGCAGUGGUUCUGUACAUUUUGAGUUAAUGAUCGACGAAAAGAUGUACAGAACAGCUCGUUCGUCGUAAAAAAUUAUCCAUAGGGAAAUUAGCCGGUAAAAACAAAGUCCGACAAAUCGACAAAACACUUGAGGGUCAAGGAACAAUUUUUACGUGCUCAGG